GUUCAGCCCAGUUCCCUCGCGUGGCCCGAAGUUCUACCGUAUCGCAUGCUCCCGAGCCCGAAGGCGCGUGCAGGACGACUACACGUAAAGAGAGGAGGGCAAAGUGACAACAUGUCCUAUGGGGCUAUGCAUUGUAUAAACGUAGUGACUGCCCACACUAUCCGUUCCAUAGUUCAAUUUACUGGAUCUGUUACCAAACCGAACCAUUCUCAUUACAUUGGACAUCCCCUUACAUCACGUGAUGAUGUCUUCCGACCAGCUGCCAAAUUCCGACCUUUCUUGGUCAUGUUUGCCUGACAACAUUUACAUGAGUACAGUAGACUUCGAUCAAGAACUCAAAUGGUACCAAGAGAAUUAUGCACAACAAGACUCCGCGCAGAUGGAGCACGUUGAUAAUUGGCAUGGGGAUAUCGACACAUCUUUGGGUAACUUGACGUGUUUCAUCUCUUAUAUCUCUUCAAAGUGUCUUGGGUGUGCCUAUGUCGUACUGACAGAUCUUCCGACAGGUGAUCUAGUAUCGAGUCAGAACUUCAUACAGUCUUCAGCAUCCAACGAUCUUAUGCCUCCAACCUUGGAUCUUUGCUAUACGGCAGGUGAAAAUGCAACGUUAUCAUUUUUACCAAGCGACCACAACACGACAAGUACAAGACAGUCGGACGUCUUGUCUGAGUCUAUGAGGUCCACACAGAGUCCCAUGGCACCAACAGAGAUAUGUAGCCUCAAAGUCGAGACGCAUGCUGCCCUGCAACCAAUUUAUAACGAAAAUGCUGCCCAGAGCGUCCAGCAAGUCCUCGAAACACCUGACAACACUUCCGCCACUGCGUCAUCGGCUUUCAACGUCCCAACUCUUUCAUUCGAAAACAACAACGUCAAAACAUCGAGGUCGGAUACAGCCAGGAAUGGGGCCUCAACCCCCAUAGAGGUUACUGACGCUCCGAUUGGCCAUGUGUCGAGGAAUGGAACGUUCAGAUGUCGCCCACAAGAGUGCGCUGGCACGAUCUUACAAACGGGUGUCUCAUCCCAGCUUUUGAGACCUACUCAGAGUCUUAACCCAACAGGACAAACACGGUACGUAACUGUGAAAGAUACGAUAAGCUAGUCUGACGCGAUUGUAGUAGCACCUUGAUCGAAACGUCUGUCGGUCUCAACC
This is a messenger RNA of Dothidotthia symphoricarpi CBS 119687, 1150 nucleotides long. RefSeq lists its product as uncharacterized. Bases 242 to 1099 code for a protein of 285 amino acids. Lineage: Eukaryota; Fungi; Ascomycota; Dothideomycetes; Pleosporales; Dothidotthiaceae. The transcript is spliced from 2 exons. The record is from RefSeq and is a predicted model, not a curated record.